GAGCAGUCUGCCGCAGCUGGACCAACUCCCGAGCACACGGGACCAGGACAAACCCGGCCUACAGACUAACAUAGUGUUAUCACAGUCAGUCUUCAGUAAAGGUCUUCACCCACCAUGAGAGACUACUCAGCCGCCCCGGGCAACGGCGGCGCCUGCAUGCCAUGCUGCCAAGUGUGCGUCUUCGUCUUUACCGCAUUUCUCGUGGUGGCGGAGAGGACGGCAGUGAUCUACUGCUUUGUGUACUAUCUUUGGACUGGUCACAACUACUGCUAUGCCCAUCUUGCCGGCUUCACUGCGCUGUUCCUGCUGCCAGGUUGGGGUCCUCAGUGGCUCAGUUACUUGUGGUACCUGUCAGAUGGACGCAUCCGCAGGAAGUCUCUCACCUGGACACACAUACUACACCUUGGUAUCUUCAAAAGGUUGUGGGAGUGUAUAUGUCUGCCAGAUGAAGAUGUGUAUGGGGAGAUCAUGCAGCAGGCCGAUGUGUCUGCCUUGCGUCUGUUUGAAGCCUUGGUGGUUACCCUGCCUCAGACUCUUCUGCAAACCUAUGUGCUCAUCUGUACUGACAUAGGGAUCAAGUCUCCAGCCUCAGUGUGUUUUGUGGUGUGUUUGUUAUCUCUGGCCUGGGCCUUGGUCCUCUAUGCCAGAGCCUGCUCACUCAUCAGACCAGGACAUCUACAAAUGACCCCCGCUGCCAUCCUCUGUCGACUGCUGUGGAGGGUUGGUAUGUUGGGAUCUCGAUUUGCCGUUCUCAUGCUCUUCACACGAAUCUUCAAACAAUGGAUCCUGGGAGUCAUUGGUGUGCACUGGCUGGGAGCAACUUUCUGGAUGGUAUCCCAGCAGACUGACAUCAUACGCUCAACAAGUCGAUGGAGAAUCUUCAACCUGGUCCUGGGAGCCGUUCACAUCUUCCUUUUCCUGAAUGUGAAGUACGGUCAAUCCAGAUACCGCAUGGCAGGAUUCUACCUGGCCAUGUUCUUAGAAAACGCUUUUCUUCUCCUGGCAUCCUCGUGGUUGUUCACCAUGGUGUCCUGGGAUACAGUGGGGAUCCCAGCUGCUAUCUUCUGUAGCUUCCUCAUUGGUUUGAUAGCGUUGGUGCUGUACUAUCGUUUCCUCCACCCCAAGUCUUUCGAGAUUUUUCAAAGUAUUCGCCAUAGGGGAAUAGGUGGAGCCUGCAUGGAGCGAGGAUCUACACUCUCAUUGGAGGAGAAAGUCACACCCUCUUUCCAUCGCCAUGCAACACUGUCUGGGGGCGGGACCUUAAUGGAUCUCCCUAUCCAAUGGGAGGGCUGGAAACAUCACCACUGGCUGCUGAUUCGCUUGGCCCUGAAGACAGGAAACGUAGCUAGCAUCUGGUCUGCCUAUGGUGAAGGGGGUCUGGCGGGACUGAUGGGUCUUUCGGAAGAAGUCCACUCCCCUGAUGAAAUUCAUUUCCCUCAGAUCCCACCAGUUCAACUGCCUGCUCCUCGGAUCUCACAACCAGCUCAACCAGCUCCACCACAGGUGACCCAGGUUCCACAGGUACAGGAGGUAGUCCAGCCUCCACAGCCAGCUCCCAGCACUGUCGUAGCCCGACCAGUGAGAAGAGCUCCGCCCACGACAAUCCAGGACAUGAGGAGGUUUCCAGAGAUCAUCCCGUUCCAGGAGGUCAUUCCUGAAGAGAGCGCCGAAGACGAGUGCAGCGCUCCACUGUCAGCCUCACUGUCAGCUUCAGUGUCAGCUCCACUGUCAGAGGAAAAAGGUGAUGAGGAGUAUCAGAGUGCUGCUUAUGGCUCGCCAACGCCUUCAUCACCAUGCCUAGGGAGCCUCCGUCAUAUCGACAGCCAGGCUGCGACGCUGACCGAAGCCUCGUCCUCCGUGUGCUCUCUGGACAUCAAGACCCCCGCCUGGUCACCAGAGCGGCGAUCACCUCUCCUGAUUGGUUCCCCUGAGAAGAAACUAUCGGUCCCUGGAGAGUCCAGCACCACUCUGUACUUCAGCGCAGAAGCACAAUCUCCCUCCAGUGGGAGCUAUCUUGGCUGGGGCUCUGAGUUGUCGCCCAUCUCCACCUACAGAAGUCCCUACCGCAUCAGGGAGGCUCGUUUUGUCACCUCCACCCCACAACUGGAGCCCCGAGCUGAAAGUCCGAGCCUGGCCCCUGUGGUCAUCAUUCCUGCUACACCUGGUACAACACCAGGCCCCACUCCAGGAGGAUCCCCUAGUGCGUCCACACCUGUGGCUUCUACGCCUGCAGCUUCUGCAUCUGCUGCUUCUACACCCGCAGCUUCGACUCCCGGGUCUUUGACUCCUGGUGGUACCACUCCAGGAGCAACGACCCCCAUAGUUCCACUCACUCCGGUCAUCUCACACGCUCGCAAACAGAUGGUGCAGUUUGUGGGCACCAGAGAGAGGAUGGUGUAAGGUCGGGUAGGUGAAAGGAACAACAGGGUGGGGAAUUGUGUCUUUUUAAGUAGUUCAGCUAAGGAUAUAGCUCAAGUCCACUAUUUACUUAUUUAAAGAAGGCUUGGUGGGGAACUAGGCGGCUUUUCUGCUAAGCUUAAGUCAGUCUUAGAGGAUAUAUAGUGUAUAUCAUUAUUUAUGUUUUCUGCUGAUACAGAUAUAGCGGUUCAUUUAGCAAAACAUGGGAAUACACGGGAAGCACAGUGGCAAACCACCACUGCAUUAAAUUGUGCUUCAUUCUCAAAAGUGAUAGUUAUCACCCUGCUGUACAUACCAGUUUACAUAUUAGUCAUUCUUUUUUGAUAGGUGUUGUGAAGAUCCUUGUUGCUGAUUUGGCAGUUGGGUUGAGGCGCCUGCAACCCCUCACACACUAAAAUGAAUAUCCUGUGGGCAGUAUCUAACUAUUUUUUUAAGACCUUAAAACCAAGAUUAUGUUCUCUACAUAUAGUACAUUACAUUACAAUACAUUACUCUACAUAUAGUGAUUUACAGCAGAUUAGAUUAAGGUUGCUGGGGGGGGAUUUAUGUGGGGCAUCAUUUUCAUUUUGAUACACUUACACUUUCCAGUUACACUUGGAAAUUGUAAACUUUCAAAACGGACAACAAACAGACUUAAAAUCAGCUUAUUCAGACUGUGCAUUAAGUUUUCAUAAGAAUGAUUUGAUUAUUAUGAUAAAAUUAAGAAAACAAAAGCAUAAGUAUCCAUGUGAAUCAAGGGAAUAAUCUGAAAGACGUUGGAACUCGGUGAAGAGUUAUUUUUAAGAAAAGCAGUCAACUAUACUUGUUUACAAUAAUCAAACAUGCUGUCUGCAGGCAGCUGAGCACACGCUCCUCUAACAUCCCUCACCUACAGUAUGCCUGUCUCUUUAUCAAAACUGGUGAGAUCGGAGUUACACAAUGGGACUAAUAAUCUGUUAUGAAUUACAUAGAUUAUACCUUAAAACUUAAAUGUCAUGGAUAUCAUUCAGUAUCACUUGAUUGAAAUGAUGUUGAAUAUAGUUGAGUUUUGUCCUUCAUCAGUCUGUCAGGUUCUUAUGUGUGUAGAGUACAGCAGAACACGGUCUGUGUUAACACACAUUACUGACACACAAACACAAACAGACUUCUUAUUUACCACUUGUUGUCAAAUCUAGUCAUUCAUAUGAUUGUCUUUAUCACAUAAGCAAGCAACAAGGUGCAAAGGUUAGAGUAAAAAAGUUAUCAAAUGGAAAGCUUGCCUUUGCUACUUUCAGCAGCACUGAUUUCAGUCGGUCAAAACUUUAGCACAGAAACAACUCAACUUGAUUUACAGCCACUGGAGUCACCUGUAGCAUUUCGUUAUUGUGAAUACGCAAAGAGAAAACAUGAAAUCUGACAGUGAAAAUGGGCAAUAUAGAAAAAUAAAUACUAUGAUGUGUUUUCAAUAAUAAUAUGUAUUUAAUUUCUUUAAAGUUUGUUUUUUAACUAUUUUUUAAUUACUUUGUUUUAUCUGUUUUAUUGAUCACGUAUCUGAUAUUCAUUGCUCUCUUUUAAGAUUUUGUGUUGACCCAAAUAAUUGUUGAAUGUCUUAACAAACACAGAAUGUGAGACAUACAAGACUGUACUUCCUUAACAAAUAUUUUAUUCUCAUAGGUUGACCCCCCCCCAAAAAAAAAAAAAA
Labrus bergylta (ballan wrasse) is the source of this 4078-nucleotide messenger RNA. RefSeq names its product XK related 5b (gene xkr5b). Gene Ontology annotation, biological process: phosphatidylserine exposure on apoptotic cell surface; engulfment of apoptotic cell; apoptotic process involved in development. Gene Ontology annotation, cellular component: plasma membrane. The record is from RefSeq and is a predicted model, not a curated record. NCBI's taxonomy places the organism in Eukaryota, Metazoa, Chordata, Actinopteri, Labriformes, Labridae.